UUUCUCUCUCUCCGUUUCCUUCUCUCUCUAAAAAUGGUUUCUGUAUUUGUAUAACUUCCGAACUGCCGGCGAGUCUCUCGGUCGUACUCCUUUUCACCCUCUCCACUCUUCUCUUCCAACUGAUUCCUCUAUUCCUACUAUAAACCCCUGAUGAUUUGAUUUAGUUUUUUUCGAUUUGAAUUGGUUGAAUUAGUUGUAUGGCGUCGUCGAAGGUGAUGGCAUCAUCAUCGCCGGCGAAUCAGGAUCUACAACGUCAUCAAGCCUUCGGUCUCACCGAUCACAACAGCAAUUUAAUUUCAAUGAAUAUGGACGAUCUCCUUAAGAACAUUUACGAGGAUUCGCGUCAGGCGCCGGGGAGUUUUCCCGCCGGUGCUGGUGGUGGAAAGACGAUGGAUGAAAGGUUAAAGGAGAUCGUGGAUGGAAGUGUCGGUGAUCCAGAGAUGACUCUAGAGGAUUUUCUGACGAAGGCCGGAGCUGUUAGGGAGGAGGAUGUAGUGAAAUUGCCGCCGGUAUCUGCCUCGGCGGUCAUUUCGGAAUAUUCUGGAGUUGUUGAUCCGAUUAUAUGUGGCGGUGCCGGUGCCGGUGCCGGAGCUGGGGCUUCGUUUCAAGUCAUGCCUCAGCAACACAUGCAAUUUGGGAGUGCGAUUGGUACAAGUGCGGGAACAAGCGGGAGAGGUAAGAGGAAGGUUGUGGUGGAAGAUCCGCCGGUUGACAAGGCAACGCAGCAGAAACAGAGAAGGAUGAUCAAGAACAGAGAAUCGGCUGCAAGGUCCAGGGAGCGAAAGCAGGCUUACACAGUCGAAUUAGAAGCUCUGGUAACUCAAUUGGAAGAAGAACAUGCCAAAUUGUUAAAAGAAGUGGAUGAACUGAACAAGGAGAGGCUUAAACAGCUAAUGCAGAAUCUGGUGCCGGUUUUGGAGAAGAGAAGGCCACCAAGAGUACUUCGAAGAACUAAUUCGAUGUGAAAUUACGGUUUAUUUGUUAAUUUAAAGUUUAAAAUUAAAAUGAAAAACGUAGGGUUUGUUCUUGUUCUCUUGGUUCGCCCAUUUGUAAAGAGUGGUGGAAAAAGACGAGUAAAAAAGGUUGUGACCAAGUUAUCUUUUGUGCAUACUUGUUAGGGGCCAAAAAGCUGAUAUACCCUCCCUCGACUAAUUCAUAUGUAUUUUCACUACUAAUACUUAAUGUUUAAUUUUCAUAUCCACUAAACUUAGAAAUCUUGUUUUUUAUUUCAUAUCUUUGUACAAGGGAGUAAAUCGUCUUUUAAGUUUUCAACCAAAUGAACUG
This is a messenger RNA of Lactuca virosa, 1284 nucleotides long. The record is from the annotation of a GenBank genome assembly. NCBI's taxonomy places the organism in Eukaryota, Viridiplantae, Streptophyta, Magnoliopsida, Asterales, Asteraceae.